UUCACUCCGAGCAUUGCCUCUGGUUUACGUGUUUCUUUUGCGCCCACGUGGACGGAGUGAUGUAAUCGGUUCAUCAGCUUUCACGACGUGUUUGUCAUAAGCAGUGUUACAGUGCAUCAGGAUCACGAGAAUCCUGCAGCAUCAACAGGUACUGGAGGUGCGGAGUGCGGAGUAGUGUUACUCAGCCAUACCUUCACGACUUUGCCUUGAUGUACAGCCAUGUGUGGAUACAGUGGCCCGCCGCCAAUUGCACGCACGAGGUGCAGGGCCCUCCAGAUGCUGCUCCUGUUACUGCUGGCCGUGGCUGCACCUGCUGCUGCGGCGCCCGUGACGUCAGCAGAGGAACCCACAAGCACCAGCACCGAGGCGACCACGGUAGGCGCUGGCGACCAGCUGCUCGAGUCUCUUACCCAGGAAGAGCGAGUGGCUUUGAUGGCGUACGAGCUGGCGGCAGCGCUGCAGCGGCUGGCGGAGCAGGAGGCGGAGGUCGGUGACGUCACAGAAGAGGCGACGGCGCGCAUCGUGACGCGGCAGGGGGACGCCUCCGACUACACCGACACGGAGGGCGGCGAGGAGACGCCCGCCACCACGCCGCUGCACCGCGCGCUCUCGCUCCAGCCCUACAGCGCCACCACCAGCGUCGCUAAGAGCAUUUCGUUGUCGAAGACAUUUCAGUCCAUCCUAAACCGCUGGGUGCAAGCGAGGUCAAACGUUACCUACUACAAAGUCGUGACAGUCAAUGCCAAGAUAACCAUCUGCUUUCCUUUCAACGUUUGCUUCGAAAUACAGGAUCCUUGGGGCCUGUGCUGUCCCUUCUGAACCACAGAAACACAGUUUAUGAAGCUUUUUUAUUAGUGAUAUCUGUGUUACCUGGUAGCAUGUAGAACGCAGGACACAGAUACAUGUGAAACGAUUUCGAGCCUACAUAAAAAGUUUUCAUAAAGUUGUCAUCACAUAGACAACAACUGUGUUCAUAUAUGAGAAGACACUGAGAAUAUUUGUGCUGAUAUUUUUGGUUGUGGUAGUUCAUACUUUUUUAUGCUGUAGUACUAAUUGCAAGAGUUGUAGUAUGAAGCAGCUGUAUAUUUUUCUGCCUUAUAUGACUGUGUGAUAAACGUCGUAUUUUUGUACAAUUUACACGUUUGAUAUUGUAUACAGUAAAGUUAUUUAUACCAAAAAUCACAAUGUAUGGAUAUUCUACAAUAUUAUUUACUUAACUGAUUUCUGCCUAGAAGAUCAUUAGUCAACCAUUUAUUAUCUGAGUAUGACGUUUAUGCCGCAAACUGGUUACUGUAAUAAAUUAACACUGUAGAAAACCUACAUUGUUGUAUUUUCGAUUUAAAAAUAUGAUUUUUCAUCAAACAGCGAUGGAAGAAUCAAAUCACAUGUUACAGUUAUUAAAAGUGAACGGAAUGUUGCUGUAGUGAAAAUUUCAUUUAUCUGUUGGGACAAAAUUGUACAUGUGAAAAAGCUACUAACCGUUCACACAGUGUACCUGAUAGUUUAAGCUUAUAGUUUCAUGUA
Messenger RNA from Schistocerca americana (American grasshopper), 1524 nucleotides. RefSeq lists its product as uncharacterized. Bases 220 to 819 code for a protein of 199 amino acids. The transcript has 4 exons. The record is from RefSeq and is a predicted model, not a curated record. Lineage: Eukaryota; Metazoa; Arthropoda; Insecta; Orthoptera; Acrididae.